AUGGAUGGGACAGAUGUCCUUAUUGUCGGAGCAGGCCCUACAGGACUUGUUCUAGCCCUUUGGCUCACCCAUCAGGGUGUCACGGUGCGCAUCAUCGACAAAACAGAGACCAAGGCAUCAACAUCCCGGGCCUUAGUCGUGCAUGCCCGUACACUCGAACUGUACCGUCAACUGGAUCUUGCAGAGGAGAUCAUUGCGCAUGGUCACAAAAUGCGAGCGACGAACCUGUGGUCUGAAGGAUCUCUCAGAGCACGUGUGCCUUUCGGGGACAUUGGGACUGGGUUGACGCCCUAUCCAUUCAUUCACGUUAUCUCUCAGGACACGCACGAGCACGUUUUGGAGAAACGGUUGAAUUCAAUGGGAGUAUACGUCGAUCGCAAUCGCGAACUGGUUGACUUUACAGAACACGACACACACAUCACCGCUCGUCUUCAAGAUACAAGAGUCGCAGGGGAAGAUGGAAUCAGGACCUGCCAGGCGAAAUUUAUCGUAGGAUGCGAUGGAGCGCAUUCAGCCGUUCGUCAUUGCUGCGGUAUUGAAUUCGAGGGCGAUACAUACAGUCAGCUCUUCUUUGUCGCGGAUAUCGAAGGGAGCGGUCCCACGAUCAACGGCCAGGCGCAUGUUUCUUUCAAUAGUGCGGACUUCUUUUUACUCUUCGCAUUUGAUGAUGUCAGUCGAGCGCGUGUUACUGGGGCAAUCGACGAAAGCAGCAUAGCAAAGGACAUCUCGGAGAUCACAUUCGAAGAUAUCGCGCCUGCAUUGGCGAAAACCAUGCGACUACAAGUCGAAAAGGUCAAUUGGUUCACGACAUACCGAGUUCACCAUCGGCUGGCGCAGUCGUUUCGCAAAGGGAGAGCAUUCUUAGUUGGCGAUGCCGGACACAUCCACAGCCCUGUGGGUGGACAGGGUAUGAACACUGGCAUCGGGGACGCAAUUAAUAUUUCCUGGAAGCUAACGUCUGUCUUACACGGCAAGGCGGAUGACGCGCUCUUGAAUAGCUACGAGGCGGAACGUCGUGCGUUCGCUAGUACCCUGGUUCGCACAACAGAUUGGGCAUUCAACUCGAUUGUUGGGAACGGAUAUCUAGUUCGCUUUUUCCGCUCGUGGAUUAUCCCUUCUGUGGCUCCUUUUAUGAUUCAGUUUGAGAGAUUGCGACAUAGAGUCUUCCGCGGCAUUUCUCAGACGCUAGUCAACUACCGGGGUAGUGUGCUUUCUGCGGGAAGUACAGGGUAUGUGCAGGGUGGUGAUCGUCUACCUUGGGUCCCUGCGGGAGAGGUCGAUAAUUUCGAAAGUCUUCGCGAUAUUACCUGGCAGGUCCAUGUAUAUGGCGAUGUGAGUUGGAAAUUAUCUCAAUGGUGUCAGUCAAAAGGUAUCCCUUUGCAUGUCUUCCCUUGGAAUGAGAAGCAUCAGACCGCGGGACUGGUGGAAAAAGCAGCUUACCUGGUGCGCCCUGACACUUAUGUGGCUGUUGCGGAGGAAUCCGGUUUGCCUGAUCGAUUCGAUGAAUAUUUGAAGGAGAAUAACCUUCAAAUAUGUUAG
Messenger RNA from Aspergillus tanneri, 1539 nucleotides. Its product is annotated as putative FAD binding monooxygenase. The record is from RefSeq and is a predicted model, not a curated record. Lineage: Eukaryota; Fungi; Ascomycota; Eurotiomycetes; Eurotiales; Aspergillaceae. The coding region runs from base 1 to 1539 and encodes 512 amino acids. Gene Ontology annotation, molecular function: FAD binding. The transcript has a single exon.